Camelina sativa (false flax) is the source of this 3060-nucleotide messenger RNA. NCBI's taxonomy places the organism in Eukaryota, Viridiplantae, Streptophyta, Magnoliopsida, Brassicales, Brassicaceae. The record is from RefSeq and is a predicted model, not a curated record.
AUGGACAAGCUGAGAAGAGCUCUCACUAUUGAUGGUCUGACAUUUUCUGUGGAGAUUGCUUCUGAUGAUGAUCCACUCAUAGAGCCUCAUGAAGAUAUUACUGCUGGGUAUGUCAAAGAGUUGGAUACUGCUGAGAAAGUGAGCAAGCAAGCUGCUAAGCUUGAAGAUUGGAGUGGAGAUCAUCUAAUCAGUACUAGAUACCAUGAUGUGGUUCUGAUCCAUGAAAAGUCGCUGGUAGAUGAUGUUUUUGUGAUGGAAACACGGAUUGCUGAGAAAGGUCUCAGCUUUCUUGCGAGUCCAGUGGGUGAACCUAAGCGUUUGCAUCCGGAUACGGAAUUGGUGACUAAUUUUGGGGAGGCAAAAAUCUUUAUAGAGGUUAAUCUAAUGCAAGAGCUUCCAAAAACGUACUUCUUUACAGUUCGUGGGGAAGAAGUUUGUGUGCAGUAUGAAUACCCUUGGUUGCCUCAUCGCUGUAGCUUCUGCAAACGGUGGGGGCACUCUGAUGAUGGUUGUUUAGUGAAGUUAGUCAAAUCAAAUGUCCUCUUUAGCUCGCAGUCAACGGGCAUGCCAGCUCUUCCCUCUGCUCAGGUAGUUUCACCUGCUGCAACAGUGCCUACACCUGCGUCGGCAACUACGACCCUUUCUAAUUUACCGGUGGCGGAGACUGCUGCUGUGAAUCCUCCUGUUGUCUAUGAGGGAACAGGGGGAACCUCCAAUGAAGGGGAUUGGACUGCAGUUACACAUUCGGGAGGAAAGAAUUCAAAAAAUUUGCAGAAGCAACUGGUGUUUGGUCAAGUUCGUAUUGCUUCUCCAACACAGACUGGGAAAGAGACGGUUCUAGCGACUGUCCGAAAGCCAUUGAAUUCAAAGGACCAGGUUGCUCUUUGUGUACAACAGCCUCGCAAUUCCAAGAAUGCUCAUAAAUUCCUCUCUGAUUCUUCUCAACAAGCUACGGAAACCAAAGUUCAGGAGACAAAUGUUAGUCGGGUGUUGGGGAGAACAUUUGGUGACUGGAAUUUGGUGUCAAAUUAUGAAUUCAGUAGGCUUGGCAGAGUCUGGGUUCUUGGGAGCCGUCAAACAACACUUCAGGUUGUAUUCAAGAGUGGACAGUUGAUAACGUGUUCUGUAAAGCUUGGAGGAGGAACUGAGGAGUUUUGGUGUUCUUUUAUUUAUGCAUGUAAUACAGUAGAGGAACGCAAAGAGCGUUGGCGUGACAUUCAGCAACAACACGAUUUAGCUUCUCUUCGUGGUAAACCAUGGAUUUUGAUGGGUGAUUUCAAUGAAACGCUUGAUAUUGACGAACACUCAAACUCUUUGGUUACGCCAAUGGUCACUUUGGGGAUGCGUGAUUUCCAUGACACUCAGAUAUACUGUUCUUUAGUGGAUUUACGGGCAAUAGGUCCUCUGUUCACUUGGUGUAAUAAUCAGGAGAAUGGGCCUAUCUGCAAGAAGCUGGACAGAAUUCUUCACAGUGUGGCUUGGGAUAGUUUCUUCCCUAAUUCAUACUUUUUGAUGGAGGCUGGAGGCUGUUCUGAUCAUUUGAGGGGAAAGAUUUAUUUAGAUGCGGGGAAGCUGAAGCAGUUAAAGCCGCUAUUGAGAGAGUUAAGUUGUAACAAGCUGUCUGACAUUUCCCGUAGGGCUACUGCUGCUUAUGAGGAUCUUUGUGCUAAGAAGUUAGCUGUUCAUGCACAUCCAACGCUUCAUAACCUUGCAGAGGAGGCCUCUGCUAAUGCUCGCUGGGAGCACGUUGCUGGUUUGGAGGAGACAUUCUUGAAACAAAGAUCCAAAUUGCAUUGGUUGCAUGUGGGUGAUAAAAAUAAUCGGGCUUUCUAUAAUGCCAUCAAGGAGAGGCAAUCUCUGAACUUUAUCAAUGAGGUUAUUGAUCCUAGUGGUCGCUGUCUCACGACUAUGGAUGAUAUUAAAGCUGAGGGGGUGCGGUUCUUUUCGCAUUUGCUCACUCAUCAGCCACCUGCCUUCACAGGACUUUCUACAGAAACAUUGCAGGACCUGUUACCGGUUUGGUGUUCCCUGUCACAGCAGGACGCACUUCUCUUGGAGGUUUCGGGGGUGGAGGUGAAACAAGUUCUUUUUCGAUGCCAUCAAAUAAAUCUCCAGGUGGAGUUCUUCAAGAGUGCUUGGUCUGUACUUGGUCCUGAUCUUACAAAGGCUGUUCAGUCUUUUUUUCAGUUUGGUUUUCUGCCUAAAGGUGUGAACACUACAAUUCUUGCUCUCAUUCCCAAAACAACGACAUCAAAGGAAAUGAAGGACUAUCGCCCAAUUUCUUGUUGCAAUGUUCUUUAUAAGAUCAUUUCAAAGCUAUUGGCAAACCGUCUAAAAGCAAUCCUUCCUAAUUUUAUUGCACCAAACCAGUCUGCAUUUAUAAAGGAUAGGCUUUUGAUGGAGAAUAUCUUACUUGCAACGGAAAUUGUGAAGGAUUAUCACAAAGAGGGCAUCUCGCCUAAAUGUGCAAUGAAAAUUGACAUUUCAAAGGCAUUUGAUUCGGUGCAGUGGCCUUUUCUUCUCAAUGUCCUCACGGCGUUAAACCUCCCAACUAAGGCAGCUGCUGCACGACACUUUGGUUACCAUCCUCGUUGUAAAGGUCUGCAACUUACUCACCUCUGCUUUGCUGAUGAUAUUAUGGUGUUCUCGGAUGGUCGGGCCUCUUCUAUGGAAGGUAUACUCCACAUGUUUAAGGACUUUGCUGCAUACUCUAGUUUGUGUAUUAACUUGGAGAAGUCGACACUAUUCCUUGCCGGAGUUUCUAGUCGUUCACGGGAGGCGUUACUCACUCAGUUUCCUUUUGCUGCUGGCACCCUCCCAGUUCGUUACUUGGGUCUGCGUCUCCUUACGAAGAGAAUGACGAUUCAUGAUUGCCUCCCUCUUAUAGAACGAAUACGUUCUCACAUUGGUUCAUGGAAGCACCGUUUUCUCUCCUUUGCUGGGAGACUGCAGCUUCUGAGCUCGGUUAUUGCAAGCCUCACAAAAUUUUGGAUUUCUGCCUUUCGGUUACCGAGUGCUUGUGUUCAGGAGAUUGAGCGAAUCUGUGCAGCGUUUCUUUAG